Molecule: messenger RNA, 1392 nt
Organism: Vitis riparia (riverbank grape)
Lineage: Eukaryota; Viridiplantae; Streptophyta; Magnoliopsida; Vitales; Vitaceae
Product: glycosyltransferase BC10
Exons: 1
Coding region: 70-1203 (377 amino acids)
Cellular component (GO): membrane
Molecular function (GO): glycosyltransferase activity
Source: RefSeq, a predicted model, not a curated record
CAAAUGCACUUUACUCUUUUCUCUGUUUCUCUCUCCUUUGUCUAAAGAUGAACAUGAGGAACUGAAACCAUGCUGUCUCCAACACCAGUCUCUCUUUUCUGUGCUCUCCUUCUCUGCCUACCCCUCGCCGUUGUCUUCACCAUCAACACUACAACCACCCCUCCCACCUCUUCUUCCGAUGCAACCGGAAAAAAUGACAAACCCAGAAACAUUAACACCAAAACCCCCAUUUUCUCAGCUCCGCCGCCUCCGCCUAUGAUUGUCCCGGAGGAUGACAAGUCAUUGUUUCGAGUUGCAGCCCGAGUUAACCCCAAACCCUCACCUCCAGGAGCAGCGAAAAAGCUUGCUUUCAUGUUCCUCACCACCACACCACUCGCAUUUGCGCCGCUGUGGGAAAUCUACUUCAACUCCACCCACCCCAAUCUCUACAACAUCUACAUCCACGCUGACCCCACUUCCCACUACGACUCACCGUUUCAGGGCGUCUUCUCCAACCGAGUCAUCCCCUCCAAGCCCACUCACCGAUUCACACCCACUCUCAUCUCAGCGGCGCGACGCCUCCUCUCACAUGCCCUCCUCCACGACCCAUCCAACUACAUGUUCACUCUGCUGUCUUCUUCUUGUAUCCCUCUCCACUCUUUCAAUUUCACUUAUGAAACCCUGAUAAGGUCGAAGAAGAGCUUCAUUGAGAUUUUGAAGAAUCAACCAGGGAUCGAGGCCAGGUGGGCCGCGCGUGGGGAAGAGGUGAUGCUGCCGGAGGUGACAUUGGAGAGUUGCCGAAUCGGGUCCCAGUUUUGGACACUGACACGUAAGCACGCUAGGUUAGUUGUGCGUGACGAGCGGCUAUGGUCUAAGUUCAAGCUGCCGUGCCUGCAUUGGGACACAUGUUACCCUGAGGAGAAUUACUUUCCUACCCUUCUGAGCAUGCGAGACCCACGUGGGUGCAUUCCAGCUACGCUCACGCACGUGGACUGGAGGGGCCGCAGUGACGGUCACCCCCACACGUAUGAGCCAGCGGAAGUGGGCCCAGAGUUGAUCUUGACGCUCCGAUCUGACAGACCCAGAUACGGUGAUGAGGAAACCAACGGCUCUGUUCCAUCCUCUACCCAACGCCAUGACCCCUUCUUGUUCGCUAGAAAAUUUUCUCCGGAUUCAAUCCAACCGUUGAUGAGUAUAGCCAGUGAUGUCAUCUUCAAAGACUAGGGUGGCAUUUUACUUCUUUUUUUCACUUUUUAGAGAGAAAUUGUAAAAAGGAAAGCAGGACUGCUGUAAGUCAACUCGCUUAACUCAUUCGAUUGACCAGGUGCCAACUCGGUUUCGAAACCCCACGUUCGCAUGCUUAUAUUUGUAAUUAUAAAAAGAUUUAGAAAAAUAAAAAGGGACAUUUUUCAA